Molecule: messenger RNA, 903 nt
Organism: Morchella importuna
Lineage: Eukaryota; Fungi; Ascomycota; Pezizomycetes; Pezizales; Morchellaceae
Exons: 8
Coding region: 1-903 (300 amino acids)
Source: RefSeq, a predicted model, not a curated record
AUGUGCUGGUUGGUCACUCGUCAAGUAGAGCUAGUUUCAAAUAUCGGAAGGAUCUGUCUCUCGCUCCUUUCCCGAGCUGUGGCCUUAGAAACGGAUCUCCAGAGCUCCAAUGACUCGCUUCACGCCCCUAAUAUCGGCCUCACUAAUGCUGACUUCAUAAACACCACAAUCCCGUCCGCGGAUGAUUUGAAAAUAUCAGAUUUGAACUUUCAAUCCGAUCUGCUCGUCAAUGGUGGUUACAAUAUCGCAUGGCAGGCUCGACCACUCUGGCACUUUUCUCGGGUAGAGUUGGGGUAUUGGCCCGAUACCAAUGGUGGAUGUGAUAGCCCUGGAGAGGGCAAGUGGAGUAAAGCAUUCCCCACUUAUUAUAGCAUUAGCAAGUGCAACGAUAGCGAAGUUAGGGUUGUUUAUAAUCUGUUUUUCCCAAAGGAUGGUUGGGGUCCUGGCGGGACAGGUCAUAAGUAUGAUUGGGAGAGGAUAUAUGUCACCUGGAAGGAAGGGGGAGGUGGGUGGGCACCAGUGGAGGUGGCUUAUAGUUAUCAUGGGGGUUAUAACAAAUACAAAUGGGAUGAGGUCUGGACGACUAAUACGGAUGAUCGCAACCAAACCCCGGAAGACGGCGUCAAUAUGAAAAUGCCAAAAGUGUUCGUUAGUUGGGGCAAGCAUGCUACCUUUAGAGAGAAAUGCGGCGGAUCGCACGGAUACUGUUGCUGUGGCUUGGGGGAUAUUCUUUCGGAAAACCUGCCGUGGGCGCAGAGAAGCGACGACUACUAUUAUGUUGCCGAAGAAGGUUAUCUGCUUAAUGCAGGUAGGGAGACGGAGUUGGGAAAGAAGAUUGCAGGAUUUGCAUGGGGUGGUACGUCUUAUCCCGGGGUUGUACAGGAUACGAUAUGCGAGAAGUAG